Messenger RNA from Vespula vulgaris, 913 nucleotides. It is a transcript of the gene Tango2, whose product is annotated as transport and Golgi organization protein 2. The coding region runs from base 5 to 823 and encodes 272 amino acids. The transcript is spliced from 4 exons. Gene Ontology annotation, biological process: protein secretion; Golgi organization. Lineage: Eukaryota; Metazoa; Arthropoda; Insecta; Hymenoptera; Vespidae. Gene Ontology annotation, cellular component: Golgi apparatus. The record is from RefSeq and is a predicted model, not a curated record.
CAAUAUGUGUAUUUUAUUUAUUUAUCGAAAUCCUAAUGCCGACGGUAAAUCUUAUCGGCUAAUCCUCGCUGGAAAUCGUGAUGAAAUUUUUAAACGCCCAGCAUUACCUGCACAUUAUUGGAAGAAAUAUCCUAUGUGCUUAGGAGGUAUUGACAUGGAACCUGGCAAAGAAGGUGGUACUUGGUUUGCAUUAUCAACAAAAGGAAAAGCUGGUAUCAUUUUAAAUCUAAGUAAUGAACCAGAUAAAAAUAAAACUCCAAAAAAGGGUCGUGGAACUUUAGUAAACGAUUACAUUACUUCGAAUGACUCUAUAGAAUCCUACCUAAAAAAAAUGCAUAGGGAAAAUCAAAUUACUCAAGCUUAUAAUCCAUAUAAUUUAAUUCUUAUAAAUUUGUAUACUGCUGAUGUGUAUUACUUAAGCAGUUCUUUAAAUUCUUCAGGACCAAAAAUGUGUCAAGAUGAUAUAUUAGGUUUUGGUAAUAGUCCAAUAGAAUGUCCUUAUAAAAAGGUAGAAGAAGGAAAAAAAAGUUUUUCAAGUAUUGUUCAUAACAUUAAAACUUCACAGCAAGAUGAACUUAUCGAAAAUCUUUUGCAAUUUUUAAAAUCACGAGAAAGACAUUUACCAGAUCUUGAAUUACAAAAAAGAUCGCCAGAUAUGUUUGUUGAACUCAGUUCCAUUUUUGUUUCUGUUGCUGAUUAUGGUACAAGAACACAUACUAUAUUAAUGGUUAAUGGUUUAAAUCAAAUAACUUUUGUAGAAGAAACUCUUAUGCCAGAUUUUUCAUGGAAACGACAGUUAUUUAAUAAUACUUUAACUAAUUAGAGGACAUAACUUUAAUAAUCAGUUCCAUAUUUUUGUAGUAUGUAAUACUUAUAGCUCUUCAUCUGGGAAAUAAAUACAUUGAUCAAUAAA